GGGCCUGGGGCCUGGCCACUCCCGCCGUGUGACUGACCACGCCCCCCACCGUCUGCCUCCCCCUCUGAGGGGUCUGGGACACCCGGUGGGGCUAGGCCACGCCCACUGCAUCGUCCCUGCCCAGCGGAGUCACACCCGCUGUGGUGCCUCCACCACGUUCCCGCCACCAGACCACACUUUCCCCGGAGCGCAGGCCCUCCCCAUGCUUCCACCCUUUCCUCCAGACCUGACCAGUGGCCCAGCCCGCCUUACUCUUAUCCUCCUGCCUACUCGAACCCUUCCGGUGGUGGCUGGCUGUGGCUGGGGAUGGUCAGGGACUCGACCCGCUCUGAGAAAUGGAUCAUCCCCAGCCUGAACUGGGCGUUCACACCGUUGGAGCCGGGGCUCAGGAUUCGUGGCUUGGACUUCGCCUCGCACCCUACUCCCUCUGCCCCAGUGUCAUGCUGGGCCAGGUCCCUGGCUCCCCACUCCGAGCUACCCUUCCCUCAUCUGAAGCCUAAGGAGGCUCAGGUGGGCCCAUCAUGGACUGGGACCGGGCCUUGCGACCCGCGCUCUGUAAUAAAGGACUAUGGGCCGUGGAGCCCAAAGCCGGAAGCUCUGAGCUCCCGGACCCGUGCAUUCCUCGCCGUCACAGGCUGGCUGUGGGGGUCAAAGCUCAGCACCCACGUCCCUGGGCAGCACCCCUGCCCCCACCCUGGGCUCCCUUGGGCAGGGACAGGACAAUUUGCUUCGUCAUCUCAUGUCUCUGUUCUCUGGGUGGGAAUGGGGUGUGCAUAUGACUGGUGCUUGAGUCAUCUAGAACCCUCAGUUCUAUGGGGAGAGGUACAGGCUAGCCACAUCUGAGGUGGGUCUAGGAGAGGGAGGCCAUAUGUGUGAACCCCCGGGCCACAAUCCCCGCUGCUGCUAUCCAAGAUGCAGAUUUCGAGGCCCUUCCCUCCAGUCUUCCAGCCAGACUCUGAAGGCCAUUUGGACUUAAAACUUGCUCUCCCUUGUUCUGAUGGGCAUGAUUGUUGGCAUUUCAGUUUUGGGGGGGCCUAGAGGGUCUUUGGAACAAGGGUGCCAUGAGGGGAUCUGAGCCUAAGGAUACCUGCCCUGCCAGGCAAGUUCAGGGGGCAGGGGAGUGGCAGCUGGACCCUUGGGCUGCCCACUGGGCAGCUGGCCAGCAAGUGUCAUGGGACCCCGCAGCAAGCAGUGCUUGCGGCGAGAUUUCCCUUGCUAUCCUGCUGGUUUUGCAGUUGGCCUGACUGGAACAUCACCUUCCUGAGAGCAGGAGUUUCUGCCUGUUUCCCCAGUGCCUGGCCCACAGCCAGUGGUGACAGAGGCGGAGGGGCUGGAGCCACGCAGAGGACCAGGCAAUGAGAAACAAACAGGUGGGGUGAAGGGCUGGGGGCAGAGUCCUGGGGCCAGAGCACUGCUAACAUCUCUGGGCUACUGCCAGUGGGCGGGGCUGAUGGGCUGCCCUGGGGGUCCAGAGUUCCAGGCCAGGUCACCCGGGGAAGAGGUGAGCAUUCCAUGGACAUUUCUCAGGGCGAAGCAGGUGCAAUGGGCGUCAGGCUGCGACUGGCCUUCUUGCUGUUGCUGCUGUUCCUGCUUCGAAGCCUGGGGCAGCCGGUAUGGCCUGCAGCCAUGGCCCUGGCACUGCGCUGGCUCCUAGAGGACUCCACCUGCUGUGUGCUGCUUGGCCUGGCCCUACUGGCUUGGCCCUGGCUUGGUCCCUGGAUGCCCCACUGGCUGAGUCUGGGGACCGGGGCCCUCACACUGGCCCUGCUGCCCACACAGCUGCCCCCCGGCCUGCGCUGGCUGCCUGCUGAUAUGGCCUUUAUCAUCAGGAUCCUCCGCCUGGGCCUGGACGUCAGGGCGCGUUUGAGCCGCCAGCCGCCCGACACUUUUGUGGAUGCCUUUGAGCGGCAGGCACGAGCGCAGCCGGGUCACGCGGCCUUGGUGUGCACAGGGCCAGGGGACUGCUCAGUCACCUUUGGGGAGCUGGAUGCCCGGGCCUGCCAUGCGGCGUGGGCCCUGAAGGCCAAGCUGGGUGGCUCUGUGGGCCCGCAUGCCCAGGAGACUGUUGCCCUUCUGAUGCUGCCCUCCCAGGCCAUUCCUGCCCUGGGCUUGUGGCUGGGGCUGGCCAAGCUGGGCUGCCCAGUGGCCUGGAUCAAUCCGCACGGCAGGAGGGCACCCCUGGUGCACUCGGUGCUGAGCUCUGGGGCUCAGGUGCUGGUGGUGGACCCAGACCUCCAGGAGAACCUGGAGGAGGUCCUUCCCGAGCUGCAGGCAGAGAACAUCCGCUGCUUCUACCUCAGCCACUCCUCUCCCACGCAAGGGGUGGGGGCUCUGGUGGCUGCCCUUGAGGAUGCACCUGCAGACCCCGUGCCUGCUGACGUGCGUGCUGGGAUCACACCACGAAGCCCUGCCCUGUUCAUCUACACCUCAGGGACCACUGGGCUCCCGAAGCCAGCCAUCCUCACACAUGAGCGGUUGCUACAGAUGUGCAGGAUGCUGUCCUUGUCUGGGGUGAGAGCUGAUGACGUAGUCUACACAGUCUUGCCUCUGUACCACGUGAUGGGGCUUGUCAUUGGAGUCCUCGGCUGCCUGGAACUCGGAGUGACCUGUGUCCUGGCCCCUAAGUUCUCUGCCUCCUGCUUCUGGGAUGACUGUCGGCAGCAUGGUGUGACUGUGAUCCAUUAUGUGGGCGAGGUCCUGCGGUACCUGUGUAACACUCCCCAGCGACCAGAGGACCGGACACAUACAGUGCGCCUGGCGAUGGGCAAUGGACUCCGAGCAGAUGUGUGGGAGACUUUCCAGCAGCGCUUUGGCCCCAUUCGGAUCCUGGAAGCCUACGGCUCCACGGAAGGCAACGGUGGCUUUGUCAACUAUCCAGGGCGCUGUGGGGCCUUGGGCAAGACAAGCUGCCUCCUUCGAAUGCUGUCCCCCUUUGAGCUGGUACAGUUCGACAUGGAGGCCGAGGAGCCUGUGAGGGACCAUCGGGGCUUCUGCAUCCCUGUGGGGUCAGGGGAGGCGGGGCUCCUCUUGACCCAGGUGCUAGGCCGCCACCCUUUCCUGGGCUACCGUGGGCCCCGAGAGCAGUCGGAACGGAAGUUGGUGCGGAACGUGCGGCGCCCGAACGACGUUUACUACAACACGGGGGACGUCCUGGCCAUGGACUGCGAAGGCUUCCUCUACUUCCGCGACCGCCUCGGGGACACCUUCCGAUGGAAGGGGGAGAACGUGUCCACGCGGGAGGUGGAGGGCGUGUUGGCCCUUGUUGACUUCCUGCAGGAGGUGAACGUCUACGGUGUGUCUGUGCCAGGGUGUGAGGGCAAGGUAGGCAUGGCUGCCGUGCAGCUGGCCCCCGGCCAGAGCUUCGAUGGGCAGAGGCUGUACCAGCACGUGCGUUCUUGGCUUCCUGCCUACGCUGCCCCCCAUUUCGUCCGUAUCCAGGACACCCUGGAGAUCACGAGCACAUUCAAACUGGUGAAGUCCCGCUUAGUACGUGAGGGCUUCAAUGUGGGCGUCAUUGCUGACCCCCUGUUUGUGCUGGACAAUCAGGCGCAGGCUUUCCGGCCCCUGACACAGGACACGUAUCAGGCUGUGUGCGAGGGAACCUGGAGACUCUGACCACCUGGCAUUCCACAUCUGGACAUCCAAAGGGGCCGGGCUCAACGCUGACAACCACCCCCACUUGCAGUGUUACCUCCACCCGAGACGUGCACGAGAUCUCAAGAAUCCCAGCCCGGCCGUAUCCCCUGC
Messenger RNA from Equus caballus (horse), 3747 nucleotides. It is a transcript of the gene SLC27A5, whose product is annotated as solute carrier family 27 member 5. NCBI's taxonomy places the organism in Eukaryota, Metazoa, Chordata, Mammalia, Perissodactyla, Equidae. Gene Ontology annotation, cellular component: endoplasmic reticulum. The record is from RefSeq and is a predicted model, not a curated record. Gene Ontology annotation, molecular function: long-chain fatty acid-CoA ligase activity; long-chain fatty acid transmembrane transporter activity.